AAUGGCUCAAAAUACAGUAUCCAAUUGCAUUCAGGAAAUCAGUCACCUUAUUGUGCAUUAUUUAAGUGAUGAGUGGAUCCAAUUUCCCACUACUGAAGAAGAAAAACUGGCAAUUAAAGUCAAAUUUAGGGAAACCACACACUUUCCAGGUGUAAUAGGUGCAGUUGACUGUACACAUGUCGCUAUAAUUGCUCCUCGGGAAGAAGAACAUAAUUUCAUUAACAGAAAAGGUUACCAUUCAAAAAAUAUUCAAAUAAUCUGUGAUUACAAUUUGAAAAUAUUAAACAUAAACCCCCAAUUUGCGGGUGCGACUCAUGAUGCCUACAUUUGGCGAAAUUCAGAAGUUCACCAAGAACUGGAGAGGUGUUAUUUAGCAGGAGAUCGUCAUUCUUGGCUUUUAGGGGAUUCUGGCUAUCCGCAACAGCCAUGGCUAAUGACCCCUGUAUUAAAUGCACUUGCAGGAUCUGCAGAAGAACGAUACAAUACUCACCACGCUUCUGCAAGAAAUUGUAUCGAGCGUUGUAACGGAGUUUUUAAGCAAAGGUUUAGGUGCGUCUUGGGAGAGAGAACAUUGAGAUAUUCCCCAGAAAAGGUUGGAAAUAUUGUUGUUGCAUGUGCAGUGCUACAUAAUAUAUGCACUGAUGCAAGACUAGAACUUGACGUAGAGAAUAUGGAACGUAUAAUUCCCAAUGAAGUGAACGUUAAUGUACAGCAGAUGAAUGAAAAUGGUAGGGAUGCUCGAAGAAUAUUAAUUGAAAAUUAUUUUCAAUAGUGUAAUAGUUUUUCUUAGAUGUAGACAAUAAGAUUAGUACAACAGAUAGUCUUAAUUGUUAAUAUCAUUUUUUGUUUUUGUUUGCUUCU
This is a messenger RNA of Photinus pyralis (common eastern firefly), 861 nucleotides long. RefSeq names its product putative nuclease HARBI1. The record is from RefSeq and is a predicted model, not a curated record. Lineage: Eukaryota; Metazoa; Arthropoda; Insecta; Coleoptera; Lampyridae. The transcript is spliced from 2 exons. The coding region runs from base 2 to 772 and encodes 256 amino acids.